AUGGCGUUAAUGGGAAAGGAGCAGAAUUAGCUGUGGACGGUGAAAAGGCCGAUGACAAGUGUUCUGAAACUGGUGACUCAUUAAGUCCGAGUUUUGAGGUCAUAUUGGUGGAUGAUAUCGAUAACGUGAUACUAGAUAUACAUGAAGUGAGGUUAACAUUACAAACCAAAAUAGAGGAUAUUGACAGCAUCACCGUCAAACCCGUUACUGUCUGGGAAGAUAAAACCAAUGUUUGUAACAAAGUCAAUGCACCAUUUCCUGUAGGAGAGACCGUUUAUUUUAUAUGUCCACCCGGUGCUCAUGGGAUUGGUAUUAAUGUGUCAGCCACUUUUAUUCCUGGGACAACAGGCCGUUUGACCAUCUGUGAAGUUGAGGUCUUCGGCAAAACUAGAAACACUGAUUGUGGUUUCCCUACCUUUGUAUAUGGAGCUAAUGCUAAUUUCAGCAACACAACUCGUACAGCUACAUCUCUUUAUUAUUGUUUGAGUGAAUUUAGGUUUGUAAACACAGGGUCAGGCCAUAGCGGUAACUCCAAUUGCUGGGCAAAUCAUCAAUGGUCGCCACCAACCAUACAAUGUGCCUUUGAUCAGCAGGAUGAGUCAAUUGUGUAUCCUCAUGGUUUAGAAUGUUUACACAGUAAAAAUGGUGAAGAAUACAAGGGCGUGAUAAAUACCAGUGUAUCAGGUGCUGUCUGUGAGAGGUGGGAUCGCGUUCCAAAUGGUGAAGAGUUGAACUUUCCUGAUAACCCAGACACCGAUGGUACCAACUAUUGCAGAAAUCCUACAGGAGUGAAUACCCCAGCUAAGAAGAAACCAUGGUGUUGGGUACGCAACUAUACAGCUACAGAAUAUUGUCCCAUAGCAUAUUGUAAUGAAAUAUGUGCCCUGUAUCCUGACAUGUACGAUUAUGUUGGCAACCUAAACAUCGGUGUCUCUGGAACAACUUGUGUCCGAUGGGACGCAAAAGCUUUGUUCACGACUGACGUUUUCCCAGACAAAGCCAGAAAUCACAGUCAUUGUCGUAAUCCAGGGCGAUCUCAAGACAAGGCAUGGUGUUACGUCAGUUUAGUGGAUAACUCUCAUGAGGCGUGUGACAUUCCUAGUUGCCCUGCCAAUUACAAAAAGAUUGCCAUCACCAAGAGUGACAGUAACGUAUAUAAGAUUCACAGCUGCCAUAUCUGGUAUGGUUCUAGAGCGACAAGCCCAGCAAUCUUUGUCUACAAUAAACAACUCGAUCAAUCCGAGUUUCAAAUGUAUUGCUCUCGUUUCAACAUUUCAUACAUAUUCUGUAAUGUGCUGGACCAACGCCAAUCAGCUGCAGCUUUGACUAGUCCGGCGUGGGUCAGGUUUUUAGUUGAUUGUGAUGAGUUUACUUCCAGUUCUGUAUUACCAACAAGUUAUACCACAGCGAUAUCACCAGUUACUGUUACAGAUUAUUCUAUAAGUGAUAUUCUAUCGCUUUCACUUACAGUUACCGUUACAAGUCCAUGUUCUUACUCUUCAAUAAUGGACUCCUCGGAAUCCACUGCUUUAUCGAUGCAAUCUACUACCACAACCCACGAAUCAAGUCUAAAUAUCGGCUCGAUCUUUAAUCCAUCAGACCAACAAACUUUAGUCACUACCCCCUUACUUUCCGGUAUCUUGUAUUCCAGCGUAGCAACGCCAACACCCAUGUUGUCCAAUAUAGCCCAACCAUUGUCCCAGCCGUCAUCAAAUCUAAAUAUGGCCUUGAUUUUGAAUUCGUUAAAUCCAUCCAAUCAACAAAACUUUGUUACUACGUCAUCAAUUUCCAAGUCUUUGUACUCCAGCGUAACAACGUUGACACCCAUUUUGCCAAGAACUACCCAAACAUUCGAUCAUCAAACAUUAUCCCAGCCACCAUCUUUGUCUUCUUUGUCGACUAUAUCUCCAUCACCCAUAAGACCAGACGCUAGCUUAGCAACUCCUGCCAGCAGUCGAAAGUUUUGUGCCUGUGGUUGUAAAACAAAGACCUUAACAGGCGCCAAAUUAUCCGAAAAUAUGAAAAAAGUUGCUAAAGAAUUAACGGUUGAAAAGAAGACACUUUCCGCUAGUAUCCGGAAAAUUACAAGUGCUGUCGAUAAUCGGCCAUCAGCGGUUUCCAUGGGUUACACGGGGGUUAUUCUCUUGACAAUGGCCUUGGUGAUAAUGAUUGUACCCGAUCUGACCAAUGUGCUUUACUUUUUGAAAAAUAAGACUCGCCAUCAUGAAUUGGAAUAAGUAUUGAAAUAAAACUAUUCUCAUUGAU
Patella vulgata (common limpet) is the source of this 2265-nucleotide messenger RNA. RefSeq lists its product as uncharacterized. Gene Ontology annotation, molecular function: endopeptidase activity; signaling receptor binding. The coding region runs from base 897 to 2237 and encodes 446 amino acids. The transcript has 8 exons. NCBI's taxonomy places the organism in Eukaryota, Metazoa, Mollusca, Gastropoda, Patellidae. The record is from RefSeq and is a predicted model, not a curated record.